AUGCUUGUUAAGAAUCUUCUUCCCGCCUUUGCGGCGAUCGGCUCUGCCGCUGCCCAAGCCGGUGUCUGCAAGGGUACCACCGUCAACAGCCAAGCCGAUGCGAGCCAGCUGGCGAGCUGCAGGACCAUCAAGGGUAACCUGAUUGUCGGCCCUCAGAGCGGCGCUGCCAUCGAUAUCUCGGGUCCGGAGCAAAUCACUGGCGACUUCCGUGUUGAGGACAACGGCCAAAUCACGACCCUGACGAGCACCAGCCUUCAGUCCGUUGGCGGUCAAUUCAGGCUCAACAACGUGACCGGGCUCAACACGGUCGACCUCGGCAAGCUCACCACUGUCCAGUCGAUUUACUGGGUGGCGGCUACUCGGCUGGACACCCUCACUCUCGGCCCAUUGACCAAGGCUGAGACCAUUCGCAUCAGCGACACUUUCCUCAACACGCUGGACGGCUUCGCUCUCAAGUCUGUUGGCAGCUUCAAGAUCGACAACAACCGCCGCCUGCAGAAGUACACCUCGCAGCUCACGGACUUGUCUGAUGAGCUCGUCAUCCAGGCCAACGGUAUUGACCUUGAGGUCGACCUCUCCAACCUCAACUGGAUCGCCAACAUGGCCAUUGCCAACGUCACCAAGUUCUCGGUGCCUUCGCUCCAGGUGGUCAACGGCUCGGCCAAGUUCGACUCCAACUACUUCACCAGCUUCAGCGCCCCCAACCUCACCAAGACCGAGACUGGUGACAUCUCGUUCGUCGGCAACGGUUUCCUCAAGAACAUGACCUUCCCCAAGCUUACCCAGAUUGCCGGUGGUCUCCUCAUCGCCAACAACACCGGUCUUGACCGUAUUACUUUCUUCCCCAAGCUUCAGAAGAUCAGCGGUGCUGUCAAGCUCCGUGGUAACUUCACUGAGAUCCAGUUCCCGUCGCUCAACAACGUCAAGGGUGCUUUUGACGUCUCUUCGACCGCCAACAUCCGCAAGUCCUGCGACAAGCUCUCUGAGUCUGCUCCGCGCAGCCAGGGCGGCAACGGCGACAUUGAGGGUGUCUUCUCCUGCACCGCCGACAACAAGCAGGCCAACGACGACACCGACGGCUCCACUUCCGACUCGGGCAACGUUGACGGCACUGACGGCAGCACCGACGGUGAGAACAGCGCCUCGGGCGUUGUCCUCAACGCCGCGCUCUUCGGCCUUGUCGCUGUCGCUGGUCUGGCUUCGGCUCUCUAA
Dichotomopilus funicola is the source of this 1212-nucleotide messenger RNA. RefSeq lists its product as uncharacterized. The record is from RefSeq and is a predicted model, not a curated record. Gene Ontology annotation, biological process: fungal-type cell wall organization. The transcript has 3 exons. Gene Ontology annotation, cellular component: fungal-type cell wall; plasma membrane. Lineage: Eukaryota; Fungi; Ascomycota; Sordariomycetes; Sordariales; Chaetomiaceae. The coding region runs from base 1 to 1212 and encodes 403 amino acids.